AUGCCGCACCUUUGGUUUAUAUUAUCUGCCUUUGCAGCAUCGUCGGCAUUGGCUCAUCCGACAGACCCACUGCACAUCCAGAAGGCGGCAGGCACCAUGUUCGCCGAUGUCAAAGUCCCAAUCCACCUCGGCGUGAUGAGUCGCUGCCCUGACGCCGUGCUCUGCGAGAGUGUAUUCGAUAAGGUACUGCCAAGAGUCAUAGGCAAGAUCGACCUGUCGCUGGUCUAUAUUGCUCACUUGGACCCGGCCGAUGAGGAUUUCGGCGUCAAAUGCAUGCAUGGGGCUCAGGAGUGCGCGGGUAACAUUCAACAACUAUGCGUAUCCAAGUACACGACGGCGCAGGAAUGGUGGGCGUUCGUGCAGUGCCAGAACUACCAUGGCCGGGAGUCAGUGGGGGACCCAGACCUGGCGCUGAGCUGUGCUGGCGCAUCGAAGAUUGAUUGGGAAGGAAGCGGCGUUGGUCAGUGUGCGGGGAAUGAUGCUAGUGGGAAAGCGCCUGAAGGAAUAGCAAUGCUGAAGGAGAGCCUACAGCUGGCCCAAAAUCUGGAUAUCAAUAAAAGCUGCACGGUGCUGAUUAACAAGAAGGCCGUAUGCGUCCACGACGGGACAUGGAAGGACUGCGAAAAGGGACACGAUGUCAAUGACUUCGUGAAACAAAUCGAAGAGGAGUACGAGCAUCUGAACGAACUCAAUUAA
Messenger RNA from Pleurotus ostreatus (oyster mushroom), 696 nucleotides. RefSeq lists its product as uncharacterized. Gene Ontology annotation, molecular function: oxidoreductase activity, acting on a sulfur group of donors, disulfide as acceptor. The coding region runs from base 1 to 696 and encodes 231 amino acids. The record is from RefSeq and is a predicted model, not a curated record. The transcript is spliced from 5 exons. Lineage: Eukaryota; Fungi; Basidiomycota; Agaricomycetes; Agaricales; Pleurotaceae.